AUGGAGGAUCCAGCUCCGACCACCAACACCAACCACCUUAAAUCAUGGGACUCAGUCCUCAAAACCUUCUUCCAAGAAACAGGUCUCAUCCAAGCUCUACGCGGUUUCGAACUCGACAUGCUUGUCCUGAACCCUGCCUGGGAACGAGAAACCAUGCCUGGUGCUCUGGAGAGGCUUAUUGAGAAUAUCAAGCAUUCACCUGAACCAGAACCAGAUACACUGGACGACCGCAAGGCAACGUAUACAGACGACCUACCACCGCCGAGCACCGUCACGAAAUCCAUCCCACAGUACCUGAGCCGCAACCGCGCUCGAAACGACGCAUCUAAUCGCGCAGAGUUUCUUUGUCCCACAUCCGAAACGUCCUGUGCCAGGACAGAUGCUAAAACGUUGGACCGUGACUCGCAGAUGAAAUACGAUAUAGCUAAAAACGAUGACGGGCCGCUGCGGAGAACGACGAAGAAGGGGAAAGAGGAAAAGGGAAAGCAAAAGACUGACGAGGAGAGUCCGGCUAUCUUUGAGCGAAUUGCAAACGUUGAGUCUCAUCUAGCGGUGCAUUACGUACCUUCUCCUCCGGCAAACCUACUAGCAAGAAUAAAAUUUCUCGAGGAACACAUCAUUCGGCUGGAGAAGGAAUACCCGCCAUGGGCUGCCCUUCAUUUCAAUCAGCUAAGGCGAAACUGGCCACCUCCACCGCCUUCCACGCCAAUUAUCGUACCACAUCACUUGCGGACUCACGAACAAGGAGCAUCUACCACGCCGCAGGCUGCAGGUGGGGCUAAAGGCAAGUCGAGUCUUACCCGAGCUGUUAUGGAGAGACUCGAGGUGGAGAAAGCGAUGAAGGAUCUUGAAAGUAAGAAAGCAGGAUAACAUUAAUAAGCUAGAAUAAUGAUAAUUCGGGAGCCUAGCAGGCUGUUAGUGUGAAAUGGUAACAGACUCGGGGAAAG
Messenger RNA from Desarmillaria tabescens, 947 nucleotides. RefSeq lists its product as uncharacterized. The record is from RefSeq and is a predicted model, not a curated record. The coding region runs from base 1 to 870 and encodes 289 amino acids. Lineage: Eukaryota; Fungi; Basidiomycota; Agaricomycetes; Agaricales; Physalacriaceae. The transcript has 4 exons.